CAGAGAACCCCUGAAGCACAUUCACAAGUAUCGUGUCCUGUCCACUUUGCGAGUUUUUCUAACGGUACAUACAGAUACCAUAUGUCUAGAUCGGAUUACACGAUUCAUUACCCUCGCGGCUUAAGCCAUGGCGAUAUUGUUGGUGCAGGAAUCACAGCAAUUGUCGCCCGCCUUGACGCUGUCAUCAAGUUCGUCCGGCCGUCCAAGCGCGAAUUCCUUGAGAGAGAGCGACGCAUCUACGAACGCCUGGAACAUAAUGAAGGAGUUCUUCGAUAUUACGGCAGUCUUGAGGACGCUCUCAUCCUCCAGUACUGCUCUUCAGUGGCCUUUGUUCAUUCUGAAAACAUACUACACGGAGAUAUCUCGUGUAACAACGUUUUCCUUGACGAAAACCUGAACGCGAAACUUGGCGACUUUGCUGGAUCUUCUAUCGACAACGAACCCCCUCUCAUAUGCUAUGAGACCAGUCAUGAGCAUCCUGACAACGAAGGCGUUUCGCACAAGAGCGAGGUAUUUGCUCUUGGUUCUACCUUCUACGAGAUCAUGACUGGGUCUAAGCCGCACGAGGGCUUCUCAGAUGAAGCGGUACAUGACGGAUUCAGUAAAGUUAACUUUCCGAGCCUGACUUCCCUACCUGCGUUUGGGGAGAUUAUAGCCAAGUGCUGGGAUCGGACAUAUGCAACAAUUGAUGAUUUGCUUGAGGACGUUCAGAUUGAAGCUGCUACCAAGUCAAGGUGUGCUGCUCGUGUCCAGCCUUCUCCGAUCUCUCACAUAACCGUGGCUCUCGUGUCGCUGGCCAUUAUUGCAUUCUGGGCGAAAAUGCGUGCGUGACCAUACUACGCGGUAGGGUUCUAUUGUUUUCAGUAAACGGAAAGACACUCGUGAAGCUAUUCAUACCUCUGGCGGACACUGGGGACAUUCUCCCACUACCUUCGAUGAACCCAAU
Trematosphaeria pertusa is the source of this 946-nucleotide messenger RNA. Its product is annotated as kinase-like protein. Gene Ontology annotation, molecular function: ATP binding; protein serine/threonine kinase activity. Gene Ontology annotation, biological process: protein phosphorylation. The coding region runs from base 82 to 831 and encodes 249 amino acids. Lineage: Eukaryota; Fungi; Ascomycota; Dothideomycetes; Pleosporales; Trematosphaeriaceae. The transcript has 3 exons. Gene Ontology annotation, cellular component: cytoplasm. The record is from RefSeq and is a predicted model, not a curated record.